AUGUCUACCCCAGCAGCGAAACGUCGUCGAAUUGAAGCUGCAAGUACUCUCCAAAAACCCUUUCGAUCACCUUUCAAGACUCCAUUCAAAUCCCCUCUUAUUAAAGGCUCUCCAAAUACUCGAGCUUCCACUGCUGCCGCCGCAGUUACUACUCCUUUAAGUUCCAAAACUCCGACCUCUUACCCUGUCGUGAGCAUCCCAUCUCCAAAGACUGCGAUUCGCACCAAGAAAUCUUUCACAUCGCCCAUUUCAGCAGCAGUUAUUAAUGCCGAUCCGGAUAUUGCGCCACUAUUGAAGGAUCAGAGGGAAUUAGAGAAGCUAUUGAAGGAAGUGAAGGAGGAAUUGGACACGGCAGAACAGGCGAAGAAGAUUGAGAGGGAUAGUAAAGCUAAAGAUAAAAAUGGAAGUGGAGAGAUUGACGGGGAGUUGGUAGAUUUGUGUGAGAAGUGGAGGAGCGCAAGUAGAUUGGCAGCAGAAGAAUUAUUUGGGAAGGUUAGAGAUAGGGUCAAUAGGAUGGGUGGACCAAGAGCUUGGAAGGAAAUGCAGAAAAGACAACAUGAGUACCAAAACAAUUGGGAUCAGGAUGAAGCCAAUAACAACAAUAACAACAACUUUGAGGAUGAGGACGAGGAGGGUAAGGACAACGACAGACGAGACGUUUAUGCAGAAUAUAGCAUUGAUCCCGAAACGGAGAAUGAGAAGGCACAGAGAGCCCCGGGUCUAGGAGACACUGGAGAGAAUCCCGGAGAGGAAGAUGAAUUCACAAUGGCAAUGAUGCUAAGAACGUUAAAUGUGGAUUUAGCGGUAAUUGGGUAUGAUAGAGAACAACAGAGAUGGAACGAUUGA
Molecule: messenger RNA, 846 nt
Organism: Botrytis fragariae
Lineage: Eukaryota; Fungi; Ascomycota; Leotiomycetes; Helotiales; Sclerotiniaceae
Product: putative dna repair protein dds20 protein
Exons: 3
Coding region: 1-846 (281 amino acids)
Biological process (GO): DNA recombination
Source: RefSeq, a predicted model, not a curated record